CAACAAUCAACAUUCAAUUUGGAUUUAGUAGUCUAGUUAGUUUCGUUUCGUCCGGCAAGUCCUCUGUCGGGAGCCCUGUGUUCGACUGUUCGUUUUCGUUCGACAUAGAGAAGGAUUGGCUGUAUACACCGUUUUAAAUUGGUGGUAUCAGGAUGGCCAGUGAGGAAAUCACUCCGACUUCGUCUCACCCCGCCCUGGAGUCGGUCACCAUGACCCUACACAAGGCAGACCUCUGGAGACAGUUCCACCAGCACGGCACGGAAAUGAUCAUCACCAAAACUGGAAGGAGGAUGUUCCCUUACCUCCGUCUGCAAGUUAACGGCCUCAACCCCAACGCUCGCUACUUCCUUGUGCUGGAGCUCGCCCCCGCUAGUGAGUUCCGCUACAAGUUCAGCAGCGGGGGCAGUUGGAUGACGGUGGGGACUGCCGAGCCCCAGAUGCCGUCCAGUGCUAGGGUCUAUAUACACCCUGACUCCCCCGCCACAGCGGCACACUGGAGCGGACAACAGGUGUUGUUCAACAGGGUCAAACUCACCAACAACAACCUCGACCGUUCCGGCAAUAUUGUUCUCAACUCCAUGCACAAGUACGUUCCCACUGUACACGUGAUCAUGGCCACAGACGUGCUCGCUCUUCACUGGAGUCCACGAGCCACAUUUGUGUUUCCUACGACUGAGUUCAUGGCAGUCACUGCCUACCAGAAUGAAAAGGUAACGAAAUUGAAGAUCGACAAUAAUCCGUUUGCCAAAGGCUUCAGAGAAGGAGGGGACGGAGUCUUCCGAUCAAAGAAGCGCAAAGCUGAACAACAAGCCAAAGAGGAUGAAAGACUCAAGAAAACUUGUGCUAAGCAAGAGUUGGAGAGGUCCACAGAUGACAGUGGUGUCUCGUCCAUGGGUUCCCCCACCCCUCCCACCACUACGACUCCCGUCACUUCACAACUUGACAGAUACUCGCCUCAGCUGCCGCCGAGGUUCAUGAUACCCGACAUGAAUCCUUACUUUCAUCCGUCUCUUUGGCACUACCCAUAUUUUCUCCCACCUCCACCCCCUCUAUUUCACUCCCCCUACUACGCACACCUUCUUCCCCCCCUCACUCCAAACAUCGAGCCUUACGAGUCUUUCCUGAUGGAUCUGAGAGUCAAGAAGGAAACCAUCACAAUCACAAACCAGUAAAGUGUAUUUGUUUUUUUCAUUUGUUACCAAAGAAGUUGUUUUUGUUAAUUUUUCAUGUAUAUAAUUUAUUUAGUAUUUUGUUACAAAGGAGAAAUUUAGUUCCUCGCAAUAGAAUAAGUUAUUAGUAAUUUAUACUAAGGUUAUUUAGUUCCUCUUUUUGACGUGUGUGUAAUAUGUAAAAAAUCAAUUUUGUUACUAAGGUUAUUUAUAUCACGUUGUAAGUGAUUUGUAUAGAUGUUGAUAUUCGAGUGUACAGUUUUGUAAUAUUUGUUUUGUUUUUUAG
Messenger RNA from Macrosteles quadrilineatus (aster leafhopper), 1455 nucleotides. Its product is annotated as T-box transcription factor mls-1-like. The record is from RefSeq and is a predicted model, not a curated record. The coding region runs from base 153 to 1172 and encodes 339 amino acids. NCBI's taxonomy places the organism in Eukaryota, Metazoa, Arthropoda, Insecta, Hemiptera, Cicadellidae. Gene Ontology annotation, molecular function: RNA polymerase II cis-regulatory region sequence-specific DNA binding; DNA-binding transcription factor activity, RNA polymerase II-specific. Gene Ontology annotation, biological process: positive regulation of DNA-templated transcription; cell fate specification; regulation of transcription by RNA polymerase II. The transcript is spliced from 6 exons. Gene Ontology annotation, cellular component: nucleus.